GGGUUACAAAGGUUCAGCACUACUGGACUUCACACUUUACAGUUUACACACAGAGAAACCGUCUCUAGGGUUAGGGCAUUACGUUCUCUGAACUUUGAAGAAGAAGAAGAUUGGAGCUUGAGCGGGUCUCAGUGAGAGAAAAAGCAUUAAAAUGGUGUACUCAAUGCAGCCGUAUGGAAUACAAUCAAUGCUCAAAGAAGGUCACAAGCACCUGUCGGGUCUUGACGAAGCCGUUCUGAAGAACAUCGAUGCCUGCAAACAGCUCUCUCAGAUUACUCGCACCUCUCUCGGACCCAAUGGUAUGAAUAAGAUGGUUAUAAACCACUUGGACAAACUGUUUGUCACAAAUGAUGCUGCCACCAUAGUUAAUGAACUUGAGGUCCAGCAUCCUGCUGCCAAAAUUUUGGUUUUAGCUGCAAAGGCUCAACAAGAGGAAAUCGGAGAUGGUGCUAAUUUGACAAUUUCCUUUGCGGGGGAGAUCCUUCAAAUGGCAGAGGAGCUUAUAAGGAUGGGCCUGCACCCAAGUGAGAUUAUCAUUGGAUACACUAAAGCAAUUAACAAGACAGUUGAAAUUUUAGAUGAACUGGUUGAGAAAGAUUCUGAAACGAUGGAUGUCAAGAAUAAGGAGCAAGUUAUUUCACGAAUGAGAGCUGCUGUUGCUAGCAAACAAUUUGGACAAGAAGACAUUUUAUGUUCACUAAUUGCUGAUGCUUGCAUUCAAGUAUGCCCUAAGAACCCAGCAAAUUUCAAUGUGGAUAAUGUACGGGUUGCAAAGCUUCUGGGUGGUGGUUUGAAUAACUCUACAGUAGUUCAGGGUAUGGUUUUGAAAAAUGAUGCUGUUGGCACCAUAAAGCAAGUGGAGAAGGCAAAGGUUGCUGUGUUUGUUGAGGGUGUUGAUACAUCUGCAACCGAAACAAAAGGAACUGUCCUUAUACAAAAUGCCGAGCAGCUAGAAAAUUAUUCGAAAACCGAAGAAUCUAAGGUUGAGGAGCUCAUCAAAGCAGUUGCAGACUCAGGUGCAAAGGUUAUUGUCAGUGGAGGUGCUGUUGGAGAAAUGGCAUUACAUUUCUGUGAGCGAUACAAACUUAUGGUAUUGAAAAUUAGCUCAAAGUUUGAAUUGAGACGAUUUUGUCGGACCACGGGUGCUGUUGCACGUUUGAAGCUCAGCCCUCCAAAUCCAGAUGACCUCGGAUAUGUUGAUUCUGUUUCAGUGGAGGAAAUUGGUGGUGUCAGGGUUAUUGUUGUAAGAAAUGGAAGUGAUGGGAACUCUGUAUCUACUGUGGUUUUACGAGGAAGUACCGAUAGUAUAUUGGAUAACCUUGAAAGAGCUGUUGAUGAUGGAGUUAAUACAUAUAAGGCAAUGUGCAGGGACAGUCGUGUUGUGCCUGGAGCUGCGGCUGCUGAAAUAGAGUUGGCCAGAAGACUGAAGGAAUUCUCUUUCAGGGAGAUAGGAUUGGAUCAGUAUGCAAUUGCAAAAUUUGCUGAAGCUUUUGAGAUGAUACCCACAACCUUGGCUGAGAAUGCUGGGCUCAAUGCGAUGGAGAUCAUAUCUUCACUUUAUGCGGAACAUGCAUCUGGAAACACCAAAGUCGGGAUCGACUUGGAGGAGGGUGCUUGUAAGGAUGUCUCUGGUAUGAACGUGUGGGACCUCUAUGUCACCAAGUAUUUUGCUCUCAAAUAUGCUGCCGAUGCAGCUUGCACUGUGCUACGAGUAGAUCAGAUUAUAAUGUCAAAACCUGCUGGUGGCCCAAGGCAAGAUGCUGCACCCGGAGGCAUGGAUGAGGACUAGCCUUUUGCUUCACUCAUCAAAUAAUCAGUUUCAUUUUGCUUGUAAUCCUUUUUGUGGUUGGUUUAGCAUCGGUUGUUUUCUUCUCCGAUGCCAAAAACUUUUUUUUAAUCAAUUUUGUUCACAAUCAAGAAAUAGGAAACGAUUCAUGCUUGUAUAUGCUAUGCUACUUCUCUAAUCGUUCGCAAAAUUGGAGGUUAUGUUGUCAUUUUUGAAAAUCUGAUGACUUUCCUUUAAUGGAUUCCUUCUGGGUACUUUUUUUGUA
Tripterygium wilfordii is the source of this 2051-nucleotide messenger RNA. RefSeq names its product T-complex protein 1 subunit theta-like. Gene Ontology annotation, biological process: protein folding. The record is from RefSeq and is a predicted model, not a curated record. Gene Ontology annotation, cellular component: chaperonin-containing T-complex. The transcript has 13 exons. The coding region runs from base 152 to 1789 and encodes 545 amino acids. NCBI's taxonomy places the organism in Eukaryota, Viridiplantae, Streptophyta, Magnoliopsida, Celastrales, Celastraceae. Gene Ontology annotation, molecular function: ATP binding; ATP-dependent protein folding chaperone; ATP hydrolysis activity.